GCUACUCCCUUCCAGCUGCCACUGAAGAAAUGCUCCGUGGUGGGAAACGGUGGGAUCCUGAAAAAGAGCGGCUGCGGCAAACAAAUAGAUCAAGCAGAUUUUGUCAUGCGGUGCAACCUUCCUCCUCUAUCCAGUGAAUACAGCAAGGAUGUUGGAUCAAAAACCCAGCUGGUGACUGCAAAUCCCAGUAUAAUUCAGAAAAGGUUCCAGAAUCUGCUGUGGUCUCGAAAAGCAUUUGUGGACAGUGUUAAGGUGUACAACCAGAGCUACAUCUACAUGCCAGCCUUCUCAAUGAAGACAGGGACGGGACCCUCUCUGCGUGUCUAUUACACCCUGGAGGACUUUGGUGCCAAGCAGGCAGUCCUUUUUGCCAACCCCAAUUUCCUGCGUGACAUUGGCAAGUUCUGGAAGAGCAAAGGUAUCCAUGCCAAACGGCUUUCCACGGGACUUUUCCUAGUCAGUGCCGCCCUUGGUCUGUGUGAAGAAGUAACAAUUUAUGGCUUCUGGCCAUUCUCGGUGGACCUGCACGGGAAGUUUAUUAGCCAUCAUUACUAUGACAAUGUCUUGCCCGAUUCUGGAUUCCACGCCAUGCCAGAGGAAUUUCUGCAGCUCUGGUUUCUUCAUAAAAGUGGUGUACUGAGAAUGCAGCUAGAACCAUGUGAGGACCCUUUAAUCCAGUCUUCUGCCUGAGGAUUGUAGGAGUUGGUUUGGGAGAUCCAGUAGUUUUUAAUUUCCAUAUUCUCCAACAGAGAGUUCUGUUUUCUGUUGAUUCUUUUUAAAGGGAAGAUAAUCAUGGAUCUGCAUGGACCAUAAAAAUGCUACCUGAAGCUACAAAUGGAAUAUGUCCUUAAUGUAUAGUGCUUUAUGGAACUGGGGUGGGGGAAGCAAAUCUCUCCAUCAAGUCCAUU
Messenger RNA from Leptosomus discolor (cuckoo roller), 908 nucleotides. Lineage: Eukaryota; Metazoa; Chordata; Aves; Leptosomiformes; Leptosomidae. The record is from RefSeq and is a predicted model, not a curated record.